Molecule: messenger RNA, 6135 nt
Organism: Oncorhynchus gorbuscha (pink salmon)
Lineage: Eukaryota; Metazoa; Chordata; Actinopteri; Salmoniformes; Salmonidae
Product: semaphorin-4B-like
Exons: 16
Coding region: 744-3293 (849 amino acids)
Biological process (GO): negative chemotaxis; axon guidance; semaphorin-plexin signaling pathway
Molecular function (GO): chemorepellent activity; semaphorin receptor binding
Source: RefSeq, a predicted model, not a curated record
GGUGUCAGACUGUUAGAGAGAGAGAAAGCAGACAGACACAGAGCAGGCAGCAGGAGCCCUUUAACUACUGCUACUCUAACUGCUCUACAUGGAUAAUCUACUGGCUAUUCUCUUACCCCUGAAGGGCAUUUCUCUCUGAGUCACCCUAAAAGGAACCUUUUCUUAAUCUGAAGAUCAUUUCGGUACAGAGCUGUGCAGGAAAGAGAUAUAGGCAGAGCCCUUCUUGGAUCCGCCUUUGAUGUUCGAUACACGGGAGAGGAGCAUGGUCCAACUGCAUGUGCUCUGAAAGACUCGGACGGGAUCAUGGAAAGAGAAGGUUUGGUGUUCCUGGGUGGCAGAGAUCUUCAGCGGUCGGCGAUGAGGUGGUCGAUGGAGAUGGACAGACGAAUGUAUGGAUUUAAAUCCUGAAGGUCACACCUCUACAGGCCAGCUCCGCCUGACGUUCCCUGUUGAGCCCUCAUCGGUAGACGAUCUCAGCUGAGCCCUGGGGUGGUUUGAGUGCAUCGAGGCUGAUUGGAGGCGGCUGUCCAUCCUGGAAGGCUCGUUGUGAGGUGAAAGGUCAUCAGUCCAAGCCCAGAGUCAUCUGUAGCCCCAGAGGAGCUGCCCGGCUUCACUUUUACAACAGAGCACCAGUCUCCCAUUCAGGGAGCCCAGACCUACAGGAAGAGAGGGAGAGGAAAUAUACACAGGGGAGAAGAAGACACUCUUCAUGAAUUCCCUAAAAUCGUGAAAGACAAAACCGUAUGAGUUGGCUGGCAGUCGUGAGGAGAGGAGCUAUGUGGACAAUAAGCAUGGCCCAGCUCUGUGUCCCGGCAUUCCUUCUCCUACUGGCCUACGCCUUUGUCCAAGCAGCUGCCACCGAGGACGAUGUCACUCCACGACUCAGCUUCACUUACAAUGCAAAUGAGAGGUCAGCCAAGAGAUUCUCUAUGGAUGGGGUCUUCAAUUAUACCUCUCUGCUCCUCAGUAAGGAAGAUAACAUGCUCUAUGUUGGAGCACGAGAGGAGCUCUUCGCCCUCAACCUCUCUGAUAUCAGCAGAGUCAAGCUACAACGUAAUCUGACAUGGAGCACCCAUGACAGGAAGAGAGAUGAGUGCAGUUUCAAGGGCAAAGACCUACAGACUGAUUGCUUCAAUUACAUCAAGAUUUUACUGCGUGUGAACAGUACCCAUCUAUACGUGUGUGGAACCUACGCCUUCAGUCCAAUCUGUGCAUACAUAAACACAGCUGACUUCACUCUGGUGAGGAGCCAGACUGGGGAGAUAGUGACAGAGGAUGGACGCGGCCGCUGCCCUUUCAACCCUGAGUACAAGUCCACUGCCAUCAUGGCUGAUGGAGAGCUGUAUGCUGGGACGGUCAGUAAUUUCCAAGGAAAUGAACCUAUUAUUUACAAGAGCCUGGGCCAAGGCGCUGCCCUGAAAACAGAAAACUCCUUGAACUGGCUUCAGGACCCAGCCUUUGUGGGCUCUGCCUACAUCCAGGAGAGCCUGCCCAAAGGCAACCCGGUGGGCGACGACGAUAAGAUUUACUUCUUCUUCAGCGAAGCGGGAAAGGAGUUUGAAUUCUUUGACAACACCAUUGUAUCGCGCAUCGCUCGCGUGUGUAAGGGUGACAAAGGAGGAGAGAGGGUGCUGCAGAAGAAAUGGACCACCUUCCUUAAAGCCCAGCUCCUGUGUUCACUGCCUGAUGAUGGCUUCCCCUUCAACAUCAUCCAGGACAUGUUUGUGUUGACACCCAGCCCAGAAGACUGGAAGAACACUGUGUUCUACGGGGUCUUUACUUCACAGUGGUAUAAAGGGGCCUCUGGCAGCUCAGCAGUGUGUGCCUUCACCAUGGACCAGGUGGAGAGGGCCUUCAGCGGCCGUUACCGUGAGGUCAACCGGGAGACCCAGCAGUGGUACACCUACAACCACCCUGUCCUUGAUCCACGGCCUGGAGCGUGCAUCACUAAUGCAGCCCGGGACCAGGGCAUCUCCUCCUCUCUGCACAUGCCUGACAAGGUACUAAACUUCGUCAAGGACCACUUCCUGAUGGACAGUGUGAUCCGCAGCCAGCCCCUCCUGCUGAAACGCAGCGUCCGCUACACCCAGAUAGCUGUCCACCGGGUCCAGGCCAUCAACAAACACUACAAUGUGCUCUUCAUUGGAACAGAUGAUGGAAGACUCCACAAAGCCAUUAAUGUCAACAACAAGAUGCACAUCAUUGAAGAGAUGAUGCUUUUCACUGACCCCCAGCCUGUACAGCACAUUGAACUGGACUCUGAGAAGGGCCUGCUGUUUGUGUCCUCCUACUCUGGCCUGGUGGAGGUCCCGGUGGCUAACUGCUCCAACUACCAGAGCUGUGGAGAGUGUGUCCUGUCCAGAGACCCUUACUGUGCCUGGGAAGGGCGGCAGUGUCUGAAUGUCAGGCUGGGUGGACUAGAAAACCACUGGCAGCAGGACGUGGACGAGGCAGACACAUCCGUUAUCUGCAACAAGACACAGCCUAGCCCUCGCUUUGCUAAACCCCCACCCACACGGAUGUCUACAUGCCAGGUGAUAAUGAUCCCAGCCAACAUGUUCAAAGUGCUGCCCUGUAAGCUGCGCUCCAACCUGGCUGAGAGGAAGUGGGAGUACAGUGAGGGUGCAGGUCACUUCCUGUACCCCAGUCCUGAGGGAGGUCUAGUGGUGGUGGCCCAGGCUGACAGACAGGAGACCUAUGAAUGCUGGUCAGUGGAGGAGGGCUUCAGGCAACUCCUGGCCAACUACUGUGUUAGGGGAGAGGCCAGGCAGGAGAGCACCACACUCAUUGGCCGCUCACGCACCCCUCUGGUCCCACAGGAGGAGCCAAUCAUCCUACCUGGAGAGACCCGCUCCCCGCAGAUCAACACCAAGACCUACUGGAACGAGCUCAUCAUAGUGUGUGCCCUGCUGGGCUUCUCCCUGGUGGUCUUCUCCCUAUUUGCGGUCUACAGGAACCACGACCGCAUGAAGUCCAUGCUGAAGGAAGGCGAGUGCCCCAACAUGCAGCAGAAGAAACCCAGGCUAGUGGGGAAUCCGGCAGAGAACUUGCCUCUGAAUGGCAACAGCACAGUGCCAGCCUCUGUGUCAGACCACAAGGGUUACCAGACCCUCAAUGACAACUACAUCUGCAACACACCGCCACAUGAGUGCUCAUCACCAGACAACAGCAAGAGCUUCUCCGAGUCAGAAAAGAGGCCUCUGAACUUGAAGGAGAGCACUGUAGAGAUCUCACCCAUCUGCCCGCGGCCUCGGGUGAGACUGGGCUCAGAGAUCAAAGAUUCCAUUGUGUGAGGACAGCUUUGAUCAACUUGAGCAGGAGAUAAAACCCUAAUGUGGAGUGAUUAACUAUUAGCCAUAAGAAAAGGGGGACUUACAGUAAAAUAAAAACAUAGAAGGAAGGAACACUGAAGAGGGACAUUUCAUUACACUGCUUUUGCACUUUUGUCUUUUUCAUUUUGUCCCUGUGGUCAGUUCUCAUUUCCUUGUUGUCACUCCUCUUUCUCUAGUGCACCUGAAGCACAAUGAAGAGGAAGCUGAUACAGAUUGCCUUCAGACUAUUGAAGCUGUGGAAUGAUGGUUAUUGGUGGACAUAGAACACAUACAGCUGAUUGUGUCCUUCUGUAACAGUUUUUAUAUGAUUCAGUCAUGUUGUUUUUAUGCAUUGCCACUCAGUCCGUCCAAAUGUUCUGUUGGCAUUGCAUUGAAAGUAGGGAGAUACUCUAGAGCUGACCCUUAACGCUCCCAUCUACAUCCACAAUUAGUGUGCGCUUAGCCCUACACUGAGAAUGAUAGUAGAAUAACAAACAACCUCUAAUUAAAACACUAUAGUAAGUAGAUCAAUAGGCCUUUCACUGAUGACUUAGCUAUAACAGCAGUCUAUCAGCUAUUAAUUCAAAGCAGUUUAAACUGUGGAUGACCUUGGUGCAGCAUAACCAGGCAGACAUUAGAAUGGAAUCCACUGGUCAAGAGAGGGCUGACCAUCCCAGAGAGACAUGGAAAGGAACCAAUGAGGAAGGAAUGAAAGAGGUAGGGGACCACCUGGCAUGAGGUGUGGAAAAAGAGCACGCAACCGAAUAACAUAAUACUGGAGAGGUGUUGUUGUCGAGGUUCUCUGCCCUGCUCCAUCAGGAGCUUAGAGAUUAAGUCAAGACUUGAAUGACUAACAAGUCUUGUGAAGGAGUAAAGAGAGAAAGCAACACUAUCCCCCCAAAUGGAGAGUAGCACAGAUGGGGUUUGUACAUCUAAAGCUAUUGAAGGAUAUGGUGCCUAACAUGCUGACCAGACCGGACACGUCGCGUGUGCGAGCGUUGCAAAAUAAAUUUCCACAUAUGUUAUUCAAUCAUUGCACCCACACUGCUCGCUGGUAUCAGCGAGCGUCUGCUUGGCCAGGCGGUAAAAUAGAAAUUGGUUCAGCCUCUCCCAUCUCCUCAUUGGUUUUUAGAAGCAUAUGCCCACAUACCAUCUCCUCAUAGGUUUUUAGGAGCAUAUACCCACGUGGGUGAUUGAAAGAUUAACUUAGGUCUACACUCCGGUAGGUUGUAGUAAUGCACUGUAAAGUUGGUUGCCAACCGCCAUAUUAAAUCCAAAAUAAGAAGAAGAAGCCUGAGAAAGGAGGAGAGAUGACGAGAAAGGAAUUCAGUUUACUGUUUUAUCUGUGGAUUAAUUAUUGGAGUAGAGGACAUUGUGCAUUUCAUCUAAAAUAACAAACUAAUGUUUAUAUCCCAGGACAAAUUAGCUAGCAACAGCAAGCUAGCUAGUUAAAUUGACACAAAUGUUUCAUGCUUUUCGACCUGUCCCCAAAUGUAAUAUAAUUGGUUCAGAGUUUGUUUUGAUAUUUCAACCUGCGUGUCCUGAUCGCUUCUGGUGUGGGUGAACAAAAGCAACGUGCGUGCGUCCGGUUUGGUCAGCAUGUAAGUUAUGUGUACGAUUGACAUUCACAGGGUUGAAGCGUACCCCUGACAUUGGGGAAGACUCGAGACCAGGUAUUAACAUAUGAUUCAUUAUGGAGCCAACAGAUUAUGCAAAGCACACAAUGUGAAGUGGGGUGUAAGGUCACACCAAAAGACAAUCUCCUCUUGAGACUGUGCAGGUGCGUAGGUGUCCACACAAUCUUGAUUAUUGAGAAUCAGAGGCAUUAUACCCACAUAUAAUUUAGUAUGCAAAAGAUUGAGCCCUUUCUGUGGCAUAGCGGAAUGGGAUGAGAGGGAGCUUAUCACUAGGCCUGGAGUUGCUGUAGCUAGGCUGAGAUCCCGGUAUAAAAUGCUGACUAGUUCAGUUUGUCAGUCAGAAACUGAUUCCUUCGAUCCAAAUUCAGUCACUUCAGACACCAAGUUAAUGUGGGCUGAGACUGUGUAAAAACCUGUUCACCACUUUACUUAGAUAACUCUUUCCUGGCCCUGUGAUUCAGAGGCUAGUAGACAGCAGAGGUUAAAGAACCACAUGUAGAGUGUGGCAACACAACAGAGUCAGCCAGUGGAGUAUGGAGCUCUUGGUGUUGAUGAAUGUGACUCACACACCCAGAGGAAACCAUGCUCUGUGUUCAUUUAUGUUGUGCCAAAAAUAACCUUUUUAAAAUGUGUAUUCUGUUUUCAUCCUUUCCAACACAACUGUCAUGUCAAAUCAAUGUUUUAUGUUUAAUGGGCCUGACCGAUUCAGCAUGUAUCAAACAGUAUGUAUCAAACCAUUCAUAACGUAGCCAUUCAGUGUAUAUGAAAGCUGCCAUAGUUACCAACAUCACCUCUGGUUUAAUGACACUAAUGACUGUAAACUGGGUUUUACUAAUAUGGAGCCAAGGCUUUCACAGCAGUUAUGGACCAGUCAAUGGAGGAAUGUCUUUUAAAAUAAAAAUGAACAGAUAUUGUGAAAGGAUGGAACCUGCAUAAAUAAUAAUCCAAAAGCAAGGGCUUUCAUUGAGGCAUUACCUAAUAACAGAUAUACGUUUUCAGCUGUUCAAGAUUGGAAAGAAAGAUUGGAAACAAUAAUUCUAAAGGCACAAUUUAAGAAUAUAGAUUUCAUAUUCCAAAGAUGUAGCUAUGUCAGUGCAAAAUUAUGGUAAACUCUUGCAACAUUGCGUUGUGGAAUGUCGUGAUAGAAAUUGUUUUGGAAUAAUUGUAAGUAAAACAAUGUUGUCUUA